AUGGGUCCAGCCUUGCGCCGGAUCGGUGAGCAGAUGAUCGAGUACACAUACAUGCCGAUGCUCGAGCCCAAUGCUCUGCGGGACGUCCCGCUCGAGACCUGCUUGGAUCACUCGGAUGGCUUUUGGGGUUACAACGAGCUCGUUCUCGACGCGGUCGCGAUUGAUUCGCGGGCAAGCCGUGUCACUUUUGCGCUGGCUCGCGCCGUGCAGGACGCCGCUAGCGUCGCCAACGGGCUCCCCCUGCCUCUCCUCGAGUACAAUCCCGGCAAUGCGGCGGCGCCAUUCCGGGUUCUGCGCGCGCUGCCGGCUGAGUGA
Emiliania huxleyi CCMP1516 is the source of this 315-nucleotide messenger RNA. RefSeq lists its product as hypothetical. The transcript has 3 exons. The record is from RefSeq and is a predicted model, not a curated record. Lineage: Eukaryota; Haptophyta; Isochrysidales; Noelaerhabdaceae. Bases 1 to 315 code for a protein of 104 amino acids.